This is a messenger RNA of Parascedosporium putredinis, 513 nucleotides long. The record is from the annotation of a GenBank genome assembly. Lineage: Eukaryota; Fungi; Ascomycota; Sordariomycetes; Microascales; Microascaceae.
AUGGAGCCUCGAGCGCGCGCCGGCAAAAAUGUCGGUAAGAUGAAUUUUACGGCCAACGACUUAAGCCUGAUCCUCUACGGCUUUGGCGACGUCCGAAACCCCUCCCAGAAACCAUUCGCGUGCCAACCGCGCCGCCCACCACGCCGGCCGCCAAAAAUCAAGGCCGAAGACUUCUCCUUUGCCUUUCGCCGCAACCCUUCCUUCCUUGGCAAGAUCCAAGAGGUGUUUGAGAAGAAGAACGAGAUUGAGAGCGCGCGCAAGAUUUUCAAAGAGACCGAGGACGACAUCGUCAAGGAAGCCGCCGCUACCGAGGCCAAGGGCGGCAAGGCGGGUGGCGCAGGUGGCGGCGCGGCAGGCGACGCUGCCGCGGACGGAGAGGGUGGCGCGACAGCAGGCAGCGUGGCGGGUGGCACCACCGCCGAGACGGGAAGAGCGGCACCGGCGGAAGAGGAGGCGCUAGGGGAACAGGAUGAUGAUGCGGAGGCGGAGGCGGAUGUUUUGCGUAAAAGGUGA